AUGGAGCCGCUGAAUAGUAAUCGAAGGUCAUCUCAAUUUCCGCCUCGUGGUCUUGACCGUCUUGGAAUAUCCCGCCGUCCACUGCGAGAGCGCACCUCGUCCUUUCCGGGUUUGAGCGGAAACCUCGGCAGUAGCAUUGGCCUGGGACGGCCCUCGAAUCCAAAAGACCGAGCAUUGAGAUUUUGGACGCAAGCCGAUAAUAUGGACAAAGUUCUGAUAUCCAUAUAUCAAUACUUUGAAGGAAAGGGGAUCUAUUCCAUCGUGCUAUCGCGAGUGAUAAAGACCUUGAUGAAGGCGUUCCUGGUCAUCUUCUCGACAUUUCUGUUCUUCUGCAUCGACUACUCUUUGAUCCAUCAGAAGAAUAUGCUAUCGGAGAUCGUCAGACCAAGCUGCAUGUCUUUCUCUGGAUCGGGACUGCAGUCCCUUAUCAUUCUUGGUAUCUUUGCGUGGUUUGCCACGGAGUUUGUGCUUCUCCUCAAAGAAGUUCCUCGCCUUGUGGAGUUGUCCAAUUUCUAUACUCACGUCCUGGGCAUUCCGGAGGGUAACAUCCAGACAAGCACAUGGGCGGACGUGACUGCAGUUUUGACGACCCUUCCAUAUCGUCGCGGGACUCUAAAUGCUCACACGGUUGCGAACCGGAUCAUGCGGAGGGACAACUACAUGAUCGCGCUAUUCAACAAAGAUCUCUUGAACUUCACACUCCCCGUACCAUAUUUCCGUGGGCAUCAGUUCCUCACACGCAUCACGGAGUUUAUCCUCUUGUGGUGCUUGUGGGGUAUCGUUUUUGACCGAAAUUGGCGCAUCAAGAAGAAAGUGCUGGAAGGGAAUCGGAGGGAAGCUCUGGUAACAGAAUUGAACACGCGAUUCGCCCAAGUAGCGCUUGUAGCCCUCUUAUGCUCGCCUUUCUUGCUAGUAUGGCUUCUUAUGUUCUUCUUCUUCCGGUACACCGAGGAAUUUCAUAAAAAUCCAUCGUCGCUUGGCACACGGCAGUACUCUCCUCUUGCAAAGUGGAAAUUCCGCGAAUUCAACGAAUUGCCUCAUCUGUUUCAAAAGCGUCUGAACCGGAGUUACCGACUCGCCAACAAGUACAUGAACCAGUUUCCAAAUUCCAAAGUCACUUCUGUUGCAAAUUUCGUAUCGUUCGUCACGGGCUCCUUCCUGUCUGUGCUCAUCAUCGCGACUCUGCUAUCCGAAGACCUCCAACAUCGAUUUGAAAUAACACCCGCGCGGUCGGUUUUCUUCUACAUCGGGAUCUUUGCGACUAUCACCGCUGUGGCAAGGGGCAUGGUACCAGACGAGAAUGAAGUGUUUGAACCCGCAUUGCUUCUUCGAAACGUCAUUGAAGAAGUGCGAUAUAUCCCGGACACUUGGCGGGAUAAGCUCCACACGAACGAGGUCCGCGGAGAGUUCGGCGCGCUAUUACCAUUCAAGUUACUACUCUUCUUGGAAGAGGUUGCCUCGGUUGCAUUCGCACCAAUCAUAUUCUUCUACUCCUUACCUACAUGUGCUGGCGAGAUCAUCGAUUUCUUUCGGGAGUUCACCGUUCACGUUGAUGGGAUCGGAUAUGUCUGCUCAUUUGCGGUCUGGGACUUUAGGAAAUUUGGGAAUGCGAAGGUGGGUGGUGUGCAGUAUGGAGCUCCAACCCAAGGACGUAACGACUACUACUCCUCGAAGGGUGGCAAAAUGGAGCAAUCUUUCCUCAAUUUCAAGGUACGUCUCGCCGAACGCCGCUUACCUUCAUGUUUCAUGUACACUGAGAGUGACUUCAACUUUCCAGGCGAACAAUCCCGAUUGGGAUCCCGGAGAAGAGGGCUCGCAAUACCUCAAUGCUAUCCUUGCUCGUGCGGGGAACGCCGAGAGUGGGAAUCAGCAAGCAUCUGGGCUUUACUACCCUGGUGCACCUGGAGAUCCCGGCGUAUCCUCUAG
Fimicolochytrium jonesii is the source of this 1926-nucleotide messenger RNA. RefSeq names its product APG9-domain-containing protein. The record is from RefSeq and is a predicted model, not a curated record. Gene Ontology annotation, biological process: autophagy of mitochondrion; protein localization to phagophore assembly site. Bases 1 to 1926 code for a protein of 641 amino acids. NCBI's taxonomy places the organism in Eukaryota, Fungi, Chytridiomycota, Chytridiomycetes, Spizellomycetales, Powellomycetaceae. Gene Ontology annotation, cellular component: phagophore assembly site; autophagosome. The transcript is spliced from 9 exons.